This is a messenger RNA of Strongylocentrotus purpuratus (purple sea urchin), 1877 nucleotides long. Its product is annotated as cholinesterase 2. Gene Ontology annotation, cellular component: plasma membrane. The transcript has 9 exons. Lineage: Eukaryota; Metazoa; Echinodermata; Echinoidea; Camarodonta; Strongylocentrotidae. Bases 15 to 1856 code for a protein of 613 amino acids. Gene Ontology annotation, biological process: acetylcholine catabolic process; choline metabolic process. Gene Ontology annotation, molecular function: acetylcholinesterase activity. The record is from RefSeq and is a predicted model, not a curated record.
AAGCGCCACAGGUGAUGCUUCCUGGAACCUCAAAUACUGUCCUUAGAGGCACCUACAUUCCCUUCAAUGAAUCAGACUACCUGAAGGUUGAUGUUACCAUCGAAGCCUUCCUGGGGAUACCGUUUGCUGAGCCACCCGUAGGAGAUCUGCGGUUCAAGAACCCAGUAAAGAAGGGUGGUCUAGGGAGGUUUUAUCUGGCAGACAGGGAUAGAUCAACGUGUCCUCAAGUGAAUAAAGGGGAAAAUGAAGACUGUCUUUACCUUGGAGUUCAUACAUCAUCACCACGGCCUAGCAGUGCCCCUGUAAUGGUUUGGUUACAUGGGGGUGCGUUCACACUCGGUGGAGGUACGUGGACAACCUAUGAUCCAGCUCUUGUAUUAAUUUUGCUUUCUUCAUUUUUCUCAUUCCAGCCUAGCAGUGCCCCUGUAAUGGUUUGGUUACAUGGGGGUGCGUUCACACUCGGGGGAGGUACGUGGACGGCCUACGAUCCGUAUCCUCUUAUCGCCAUCUCGCCCGACGUCGUCGUCGUCAAUGUCAACUACCGUCUCGGCGUGCUAGGCUUUCUCACCACAGGUGACAGUGCCUCCAUUGGUAAUUUCGGAAUGCUUGAUCAGGUGAUGGCUCUCCAAUGGGUCCAGGAAAACAUCGCGGCGUUUGGUGGUGAUCCUAGUAGGGUGACGAUCAUGGGGGAGAGCGCCGGGGCGGCCAGCGUUGGUCUUCAUCUCUUAUCCCCUCUUUCGCAAGGACUCUUUCACCAAGCCAUCAUGGAGAGUGGAAACGCCCUAUGUCCCUGGGCCGUUGAUACCAAUAUUGACAGACAGAUUGGAUUCACAAAUGAGAUCGCAGACAGGGUCAACUGUACCACUACCGACAACCAAGCCCUGGUCGAGUGCUUGAGAAAUACGGAUGUUAUUGUCUUGUUAAGGACACAGGCUCUGCUGGUUGGAAAAUAUCUGUUCAAUGAGCUCCUGUUCGUACCCGUGGUCGACGGCGCUUUCAUUCCCGACAUCCCGAUCGACAUGAUAAAACGAGAGGAGUUCCACAGCGUGCCAACCCUGCUCGGUACGAACGAAGAUGAGGGGACCCUUAUAGCCCUUCGUGCUAACCCGUUGUAUUUGAGAAGGAAGGACCCUCCUACCAUGACACUACAGGAGUUCAGAGAGUUUUUACCAGAUUAUCUCUACUACUAUACACCUUUACUUGCGUCGGCUGUCGAACAGUGGUAUAUUGACUGGACGGUAGCAGACGACUCGUCAGCAGAUCAGCUUGAAGCUUUCGUGCGUUUGAACACCGAUCAGGUAUUUUCGUGUCCAACUGAAAUAACGGCUCGUGCUUUGGAAGGAACUCAAGCCACAGUGUAUCGCUAUGAAAUGACCCAUGAUCCCUCUCGUUCAGUCGUGGGUGAAAGACCAGGAUGGUUGAGGGCGGGGCAUGGAGAGGAGCUGCAGUAUGUCUUCGGUUGGGGCAUCAAAAGCAGACGAAAUCAGACUCAGACGCACGAGGAGAAACUCAUGUCGAUACAAAUUAUGCGGUAUUGGACUAAUUUUAUCAAUAAUGGGGACCCUAACGACCCUGCUCCAACCAGUGAUCUUCCUGUCUGGCCAAGAUACACACUACCUGAUCAAGAAUACAAGAACUUGUCUCUGACAAUGGAAAACGGUCGAGCUAUGAGGAUGGACACAUGCUCUUUCUGGAUGGACUACGCUCCUUCCUUAUACAAUUAUGACAAUGAUUCUGGUGAUGCGAAUCAGGACGACUGGCAGCAAGACUACGAACAUUGGAGAGAUGUUAGCAUGGUAGAAUGGAGAGAAGUCUUUGAUGAUUAUGAGAACAAUAAUGACUGCAAUACUCCGUGAUCAAUGACCACGAUGGUUUCA